AUGGUCUCAAAAGACCAGGAACCACUAGAGAAAACUGUAUCGGACCACAGGCAGACCCUGCAGGACCUCAGAUCUCUUCUAGAGGACAGAGGGGGUACAACAACAAAAAAUAACCUUAGCAAUAAUAGCCCUUAUGGAGUACAGAAUAAAGAUAGUAAUAAGUGGAGGUGUAGAUACAGAAAAAGGUGCUUUAGGUUUAAGACAUUAGUGUUUUCGUUAGUGUGUGUGUUUGUUCAGGCGUUGAUAUUGGCUGAGGCGAGAAGUUCAGAACCAAGAUAUGAGACGGCGUACGCGUGCGAAGGCAAGACCCUAAAGAUAGGCUGUUCAGAAGGAUCGGUGAUCCACCUAAUAAGGGCGAACUAUGGAAGGUUCUCGAUCACGAUAUGUAACGACCAUGGCAACAUUGACUGGAGCGUGAACUGCAUGUCCACGAAGAGUUUACGCGUUUUACAUAGCAGAUGCAGCAUGCACCAAAACUGUAGUAUAUUAGCGAGCACAAACGUCUUCAGCGAUCCGUGUCCGAACACGUUGAAAUAUCUAGAAGCACAUUACCAGUGUGUACCAGCAUCCACAACAAGCACAACCAAUAGGCCAUCUCCUCCAUGGCUGAUCACCUCGCAGCCAACAGUCUGGCGUUCUACAGCUCCUCCGGCACCAAAGAAUCCAGUGCAAGUCCAGCAAGGGGAGCGGAAAAAGCCUACGGUGAUCACUCCGCCUACUUUCAGACCGCACAUCACUUUACCACCAGAGGUUAAACUGGGCGACAUCGGUACUAAGAAGACUACCACCAGACAACCGGAUUCGUCAUCCGAGUCACAAACUCCUAAAGAAAUUGCAUCGGAAACCAAGGAUGAAGUUCCCAAGGCUAUCGAACCAGAUACAGGGUCAAGAAACGACAAACCAAAUAAAGAGGAAGACAAUGCACCCACUGAAGAAACUAUGCAGUGGCCGGUAAAGGAUGAAAAUGCAGAUUCGUCUCCACGCGUGCCAGAACCACCGAAAGACAUCAAACCCGAGACUGACAGUGAAGAUGACUUCGAUAAAACAUACUCGACUAAUCCAACACCGCAGUUAGGUAGACGUUCGUACUGCCCCCCAGUGACGGCUCGAGGGCUGGACUGGAACUGGACUUUGGCUGGCACAUAUGCGCUCCAGCCCUGCCCAGGGGGCGCCACUGGACUGGCCAGGUGGAAGUGUACUCUAACCCCCCACCACUUUACUGAAGAGGAUCGUCGUACUCCAAGGAGGAGAGGAUCCAACUUGCAAUCUGGAGAGAACUACCACGACUUAGGCUUAGAACCUAACGAUAGACAAUUACAACUUAUCAGGCGUCUCGGCUCUGAGGCACUACUCAAAGGUCGUGAUGGCGAUUCUCCAGAGCACAUGAUUGACUAUAGAGGCUCCAGUCUUCCAGACGCGCAAGCUUCCAGCCAACAUGCAUCAAAUCAAGACUUUACUUACUCGGAUAUAGCACCUGAGUGGUUAGGUGCCACUCCAGAUCUCAGUGAGUGUCGCUCGGUUUGGCUGAACAGCUUAGAAGCGAGGGUCAGAGAAGGAGAAUCGUUGCUCAGCAUCAGCAAUGACCUGGCACAGGUAACGUCAUCGAAGACGUUAUAUGGAGGUGACAUGAUGACGACUACAACUAUAAUGAAGAAACUCGCUCAGAGAAUGUCCCACAAUGUCCAGACGUUCCCAGAUCCUAG
Molecule: messenger RNA, 1703 nt
Organism: Diatraea saccharalis (sugarcane borer)
Lineage: Eukaryota; Metazoa; Arthropoda; Insecta; Lepidoptera; Crambidae
Source: the annotation of a GenBank genome assembly